AUGUUCCAUUUUGGUAAGAUAUCGCGGUUAUCGAGUAAUCCACUGCUGAAAUGAAUGAUAUUUUAGGUUCACUGAAAACUUUGACACCCCCUGGCUGCCUUUAAAAAUGGGCUAGAGGGGUGCGAUUUGCGCCAUUGGUCAUCCCUUCGGAAGGUCUUUCCACAAGAAAAAUUUCAAAAAAAUCGCCGACCCCCCCCUCACCACUUCUUGGUCAAAUCGACGUGGAAUCACCCAAGUACAAUUUAGUGUCAAUGUCAUGUGAAUCAUCAUACUGGGUUGGAAUUUUGAGAAAAAAUCAAAAAUUUCCAUCAAAACAUUUUUUCAAUUCUUUUGAAGAUUUUUGAGUGCAAAAUUGAGUCACUUUAAGGAUUUUCGAAAAAAAGUGUUGUAUGCAGCUUACGUAUUAAAAUGGGUUGAAACGUUCAUAUAAAAUUAAAAAAUGUCAUCAAAACUUUUUUGAGCUCUUUCGAAUUAUUUCAAGUCCAAAAUUGAAAUAAUGUUUUUUGGGGAUUUUGAAAAAAUAUAAAUCUUUGUCGAUUUGUUUUGCGAACCGUUUGGAAAAAAUUGGGUCAUGAUUAUGGGCCUUGGGGGGUUUUGAAGCAGGUGUCAAGCGGCCGGCCUAUCAAAUUCAAAAUGAGUUCAGAUUUUGCAAGAAAUAACUAACAUUUCUCUAUGUGAUUUCAAUUUUUUUUGUCUCAGUGUUGUGAAAAUGUGUCAUUAAUUUUUUGAUAUGAUUUCAAUUAAUUUUCUCGCGUAUUUAAUCAACUUGUGUUGAUGUAUUCAUUAUCCAUUCUUCGACAGUUCUCAAGAUCCAACUGAUAAUUUGUUUUUCGAUUUCCUCCUGAAAUUAUAUCCCUUUUUUAAAACGUUGCACGGCACUUUUUCAAAAAUCCUUAAAAUCAUAACUCAACUUUGGACCCUACAUUCCUUAUUAAGUGUCAACAAAAAAAAUCAUUUUAGGUAGUCGAAAUAUUUGAAUUACUGGCGAAAUUUUGGCCCAUUUUUAUGGGUUGCGAAGUCAUCUUUUGAAUAAUUCUUGACGGCUUUUGUCUCCCCUAGGACAAGGUGUGUUGAAAUCCAAUUCUGAAAGGAUUUAUUUAGUUUGGUCUACUGCAGUAAUUUCGUUGAAUUGUUAAAGGAUAUAGCUUUCGAGUUGUGUACCUCUACCUACCUCCUCAUCAUUAAACGUUUGAAUUUUUGCUUUGCUGGUGCAAGCUCGAUGAUUGAUUGACUAAAACGUUACCUUGGAUUUUAGAAAGAGCAUCAUUUCGUUUUCCUUUUUUUUUUAGCUCCUUAUAGCAUCCUUGUUCAGUCCCUUCGAUCUUCGCCUUCUACAUACCCUACCUACCUUACAUACAUACCUUUCACUUGACUUGUGUGCAACGUUCAUUGGUCGGUAGUUGAUGAUGUCUUACCGCGUGGUAGCUAUGAAUAGGCCCGCAGACGAGGUAGGGGACAUUUCCCAUCCAGCUUUUGUUAUUGUUGUCAUGAUGGAGUAGUAGUGUGCUUCUGCUUGUGAUGUGAUGCUGUGUACGUGUAUUAUAUGUUGUGAUUGUUGUGCGACAUGUGCGUUCUACUCAUUUAGAAUUUGAACUGAGUAGUACAGUUAUACUGUUUCGUGUGGCUAAUUUGUACAAACUAUCGAAGAGCAGAAGAGCAGUUUGUUUGGUCAUUUCGUAGAGACAGCCUAACGGUACGAGGAAUUUAUCGAUCAUCUGUGACAUUCGCCAUUAAAAUGAAUCGACGUAAACAUAAUGAGACAAUGUUGCGUAGACUUCUGAGUUACCAAACUGACGAUGAAACAUUGAGCAUUAGGUCUCAGGCUAACCGCGGAGGCUUUUCUACCUCAUCACAUGGCAAUUUGGUUGAUAACAUUGCUAAGAAUCUAUCGCCCUCAGUGACAAAUGACCAGGCCAGUGAGGAACAACUACUGUUCGGUUCAGCCGAAGAAGAAGAGUUACGUGCGUUGGAGCUGUUGGAGCAACAGCUAUUAGGUGAGUCAAUCGCUGAUGAACCACCUUCCAGAUUUCAUGCUAAUCGCGAAGGAUUUACUACAGCUGCAACUUCAUUUCUGGAAAAUCAGCGUCUUCUUAAUUUACCUCGACCACCGAUCAAUCAACCUACGACGAAUACCUCGAAUGCCGAUAAAUCAGCUUUACUAUGGCGUAAAUUAGAUUUUUCUAUUCAAAUGAUCACCUCGUUAGGAUCCGUGAACGAUGUUGAUGCGAUCGAAGCUGAUAUCAGGUACAAUCAUCUUACCAGUCUUUACCAAUCGUUCGUGUCAAAUGUAGAUGAAAUCAUGCACCUUGUCCCAAGUACCGGUUUCAAUCGCCUGAUUAAAGUUGCCAAAGAAACGCAACAAAGAGUAAUUUCUAUUCAGGUAUCGUUGAAAAAAAUAAUGCUGAACGAUUCACCAUCCUCUACCGCAUCCAAGGCGGACGAUCAAACUAACAGAACUGUGAUACAUGAUAUUAAAAUCGUGUCGAAUUCGCCAUCUUCAACAUCAUGCAAUCGUUCAAUUGUAUCAGCCGGAUCUGAACAAAACGAUCUUGGGAAAUCAGAUAGUGAUCAGGUUGUGACUAAAAAAGCACGAACUGAUGCAGCCAUGCCUACUAAACAAAUGCUCAAACCGGAUCGAUCAACUACUGCUCCUUCUAAUACUACAGGCGAUUCAACUCGUAAAAAUAUCGAGCCUGGAAAAUCAAACGAUGAACCUACUGCAGCAGAAACUGCUCAACGCGAUGAUUUGGCGAAUAAAACGAAAUCCACGAGUCUAAAUGAUACAUUUUCAAAAUCAAUGGAAACGGAUGAUCAAGCAAAUCAAACUAAACAGGCUGAAAACGAUGUUCAGAUUAUAUUAGCGUGUGUAGCGAAACAGAAACAGUUGCUGAAAGAGAUUAAAUUGUUGGAAUCAUUACGUGGUCCUCGGGACUGGAAAAUGGAUGCACAACGUGCUUCAUCUCUUCGUCAAUCGUUCAUUUUAAAUCAGAAUGAAUUCGAGAAGUAUCUCAACCCCUCGCAACUGAAAUUGGAGCAAGAUUAUGCUCGAAAAUAUACAAACAAACUUGUAGUACUCGAGGAGCAAUUUAAAUGGCAGUCGCAAGAUUUUUAGUUUGAUCAGAUGACAUCAUCGGUAAAGAAAAGUGUUUGAAAUUUGUCGUUUGAGUUUGGAUUUAUUUUUUUUACCUAGUGCUCGAAUUAAAUUUAGGCUGAAAAUUUGAUUUUAUCAGCGUGAUUUGCCCUUGAAAUUCAGUCAAAGCUUUAGAAAAUGUAAAAAAUUUCUAUUUUCGAAAAGUAUAAGGAAUAAUUUUUUUUACUGAAUUUACCUAGUUUUUUGAGAAUAGAAAUAAUGCAGGUACAUUUAUUUCAAUUUACAUAUGAAUGAAAAUAGCCUGAUAAUUUAAAAAACAUUUUUUGAUUCAUUUUUAGUUCGUUUAUAUUCUAAACUCAUAAUUAUUGUUAUAAAAUUGUAGGUACGUAGGCUUAAUUUUCUUGAGAUGAAAUGUUCAAUGUUGAUCUAGAGCAUUUUUGAUUUUUUUAAAAAUUCAUUUCCAAUUCUUACGAUAAGUAGGUAGUCUAUUUUUUAAUUUUCUAUUGUAAUAUUUAAAACGAAGAAUAACUUUUUGUUAUACGAGUAUUUAAUUUAAUGUUUUCAAAAAAAAUAUCUCAUUUAGUGAAUAAAUUAAAAGUUUGUGGAAAAUUA
Molecule: messenger RNA, 3703 nt
Organism: Planococcus citri (citrus mealybug)
Lineage: Eukaryota; Metazoa; Arthropoda; Insecta; Hemiptera; Pseudococcidae
Exons: 2
Coding region: 1736-3112 (458 amino acids)
Source: RefSeq, a predicted model, not a curated record